Thalassophryne amazonica is the source of this 3233-nucleotide messenger RNA. RefSeq names its product phosphoinositide-3-kinase, regulatory subunit 5 (gene pik3r5). Gene Ontology annotation, molecular function: 1-phosphatidylinositol-3-kinase regulator activity. The record is from RefSeq and is a predicted model, not a curated record. Gene Ontology annotation, cellular component: phosphatidylinositol 3-kinase complex, class IB. The transcript has 19 exons. Gene Ontology annotation, biological process: G protein-coupled receptor signaling pathway; positive regulation of MAP kinase activity. Lineage: Eukaryota; Metazoa; Chordata; Actinopteri; Batrachoidiformes; Batrachoididae. The coding region runs from base 322 to 2973 and encodes 883 amino acids.
UUACUGUGUGUGUGUUUGUGUGUGUGUGAGAGAGAGAGAAACAUAACCGCGGUUCGUUCGGCGGCAGCAGGAUGUGUCUCGGUGCGCCGCACGGUGAUGUGGGAGCUGAAUGAAUGGCAGCGGUACCGAACCGGACACUUUGGACCCGCACGCGCACUAUGGGUGCUGGACGGUAAACAGCAGAGGCAGCCAGUGUUUUUCAGUGAUGGGACGUCCCUCUGGCAUUAUUAUGCAUGCAGCUCAUAACAGAACUGAAACAAGUGGCCACACCUGGGAAACCUCUGCAGCAUGAAAAACCGUCAGAGAGCCUGAGUGGUGAAGAUGCAGCACACAACAUGCACUGAAGACAGGAUCCAGCAUGCACUGGACAGGUGUCUGGAUGGGCUGAGACAAAGUCCCACAGCAGCACAUCACUGGAACGUGCUCAUGUGUUCCACGGGGCAGUCAAUGAACCGCUGGAGCCUGGAGGAGCUGGUGAAGAGAGACCCGGAGAAUUUCCUCAUCCUUCUGCAACAGAUCAUCAGGAAGACCAGAGAGGUUCAGGAACAGUGUCAGUAUGAGAUGGUGGCUCCACUCGCUAUCAUGUUCUCCUCCACGCUGCUUCAGACGCCUUACUGUCCUCCUGACACCAAGUUGCUGGAGGAAGCUGUCAAGGUAUUUCGACACUUCCUCACCUGGCCCGAGCCGUACUGCAGUGUGUGUAGAAACCUCCUCCAUACACUACAACUGGAGAUUAAAGCUCCAGGGAUUUCCUUUCAGAGACUGGUGAGAGAAGAGCAGGGCUUGAAAACUUCCAACGACUGCUCCAAGACCAUGACGGUGCUGCUGAUGAACCCGGGUGAGGUGCCUGCUGACUUUCUCUCAGUGGCUGAGCAACUCAGUCAUAUCCAUUGCUCACCCAGAGACACCUGCAUCACCCUGAUCAAACACGCCUUCCAGUCUACAUUCGGCACCAAGUACCCUCUACACACCAUCCACUGCGCCCUGCAGGGAAAAAGUACAAGCGAACUGUGCAAGAUCUUCUCCACGGUGAGUGACAUCUUAGAGACAGCCGCUACCAUGAGUGACCCACUGAAAGGGCGCCGUCAUGUGAUCCAGAGGCUGGAGGGACUGAGGGAGACGAUGGACAUACCAGCAUCCACUGGAAGGAAGUCUCAUGGAAUGCUGCAGACAUUACCAGUGCCCACAGCCAAGUGUUACAUGUUUCACUGGGAAAAAGAUAACUUUGAUGUUCUGAACACACUUUUGGAACAUGACCAUGAUGAGCUGACAAUUAAUGGACAGCUUGAGGAGGAACACGAUAAAGAGGAGGAACGUGAAGUUGAUUUGGACCCAAUAGAUAAAGAAGAGGAGGAACAUGAAGUCGAUUUGGGCCCAAUAUCUAUCAUGCCAAGCAACUUUGAGGGCAACUAUCGGGCAUCCACCUUCUCCACCAUCUCCUCCUCCUCUACAGCCUCAAAAGACUCCAUGUUCUCGACUCUGUCUGUGACUUCAGAAUCCUAUGCUCCAUCAAUCAUCUCCUUAGUUUCUGGCACUGAUAGUGACUUUGAAGAUCCCGAUGAUUGCGGCUCUCUAAUAUUGGAGAGAUGCUCACCGAAGUCAGUUACCAAAGCUUCAGCUCGGCUCAGCCAACACUUUCACCGACUCUUCAAUAAACCUAUACACCCUCGCUUACUGUCACGAGCCCAAAGCUUAGGCAACACAGAAUCAAAAGACCUGUUGUUGGUGAGAGACAGGCGCUCCAAUUCACUGCCCCAACAGGUCCAGUCACGUAGCCUGGAGCCCCUAUUUGAUCCAAAGACUCAGACUCUCAGACAUAUCUGUUUCAGAAGGAGGCCUAUUCUGAGCAGUGAUGAGGAAAGCAAGAACAUAACGCUGAGGGUGGUGGUGUUCGGAGCAGAUCACGUAGCAGGGAAAGUGGCCCGGGCUUACAGUGACCUGAGGAGGAAGGAGGGCACAUGUCCACUCCUCAGCAGAGCUUUUAAUCUUCGGUUCUACUUUGUACCGGUGAAGAGAGACCCAGCAGCAGGUCCAGGAUAUCUCAGGUCUCCUAGUCCUGUGGCCUCACCCGGAACGCCCAAAGCAGCAGCCAUAAGUAAUGACCUAAACCUCUCGGGCACAGAAGACAGCACUAAUGAUAUCGCCCACCUCCUGGGUAUGUUGGACCCUUGGUACGAGAGAAACACCCUCAGCCUUCUUAACCUGCCUGCCAAUGUUGUCUGCCAGCAAACAUCAAAGACUGAGUCAGAGUCAUAUGACAGUUCGUAUGAGCAGCGCCUGCCAAUCCUGGCUGACUUGGUCCUUUACUACUGCCGUUACGCCGCCCGGCCGGCUCUGAUCCAGCUCUACCAAGCUGAGUUGACUUUGGCUGGUGGAGAAAGGAGGACUGAGGUGUUCGUCCACUCCAUGGAGCUGGGGCACACUGCAGGAACACGAGCCAUCAAGGCUAUGGGAGCUGCCAGUAAACGAUUCGGCAUUGACGGUGAUCGAGAAGCGAUGCCUCUAAUAUUGGAGGUUGUGUACAACAGGGUGGUGAUUAGCGGGAGAAGCCAAUGGAAGAGAGAAACGAAAGUCUGCACUUCAAUAAAUUUAACCAAAGCAUGCAAGAAUCCUGAGGAACUGGACUCAAAAAUGGAGUACCUGCAGCUCGCGAUGACUGAGGUCCUGAAGAGACAAAACUGUAAAAGCAAGAAGGGCUACAAUCAGCAGCUGAGUCUAACAGAAGUGAAAGUGGACAAGGUGCAGGUCAGCGGUGCCGGGAACACAACGUUUGCUGUGUGUCUCGACCAGGAUGAGAAGAAGAUCCUGCAGAGUGUCACCAGGUGUGAGAUAUCGGUCUGCUAUAAACCUGAUAACUCCACUGACUGGCAGCUCAGAAAAUCCCAGAUGUCUGCCCAAAUUCAGCCUCUACACCCGACCUUCUGCUCCCUCCUCUGCCUGCCCAUUGUCACUUUCAGUGGAGCUCUUCCAUGAGAAGCCUGAUCGACCAUCCCGGUGGACUUGAAGGACAGUGCACUUAUUUGAAAAAUAUAGUGUUUCAGCAGAGCAAAAAUGGACACAUUUUUUGUGUUGUUUCCUCUGAUGUCUUGAUGGUGCAAUAUAAGUUCUUCUUAUGUUGGUUGCCACUAAUGUAAAGGAGUGUUUCACAUGGGAAAUCAUGCUAACUGGAUUGUUUUCAGUAAUAACGCACUCAAAAGGACCAGCAAAGUUCUAAUCUUCAUCCACUUGUCUCU